GGGAUAUUUCGGUGCCUUGUGGAACAUCAGACCCAGCGCGAGGAGACGUCUGAGAAGAAGGCGUGAAAUGAACAGGAUACGAAUCCACGUUUUGCCCUCAAGUCGAAACCGGGUGACCCAGACCCCCCGACCUCAGGAGCCCCUGGCCUGCUCCUUCACACAGCGACCGUGCUCCCAGCCACGCCUGGAGGGCCUGGACUUCUGCAUCAAACACAUCCUGGAGGACAAGAACGCUCCGUUCAAGCAGUGCAGCUACGUCUCCGCGAAGAACGGCAAGCGCUGCCCCACUGCGGCUCCCAAGGCCGACAGGAAGGACGGGGUGACGUUCUGUGCAGAACACGCCCGCAGAAAUGCAGUGGCUCUCCGAGCUCAGAUGAGAAAGGCGUCCUCCGGUCCUUCCCCAGAGACACUCUUGUCUCAGCUGAGUGGAUACAGCCGAGCAGACACCCCCGGUCCGGAUGGAGGACACUCGGAAGCUGCUCGCGCUCUGGAUGAGGACAGUUUGAGUGAGGAGGAGCAGGGACCUCUGGUGCUGGACCAGACCUGGAGAGGAGAUCCAGACAGCGAGGCCGACAGCAUCGACAGCGACCAUGAAGACCCACUAAAACAUGCAGGUGUGUACACCGCAGAGGAAGUGGCGCUCAUCACUCGAGAGAAGCUCAUCCGGCUGCAGUCACUGUACAUCGACCAGUUCAAGCGCCUGCAGCACCUGCUCAAAGAGAAGAAGCGCCGAUAUCUGCACAACCGCAAGGUGGAGCACGAGAUGCUGGGCAGCAGCUUGCUGACUGGGCCAGAGGGUCUGUCCCUGAAGGAGAGGGACAACCUGAAGAAGCUCAAAGCCCUGCGCCGGUACCGCCGCCGGUACGGCGUGGAGGCCUUGCUGCACCGACAGCUGAGGGAGAGGCGGCAGGCGGUGACCGAGGGAGCUGCUCAGCUCGGCUCCAGAACAGCCGGUGAGAAAUGCGUUUCUUUUGUGGAAGGAGCUCGAUGUGCCAACGCCUGCCUGCCGAUGGCGCGACACUGCCUCGCCCACAUCUACCAGGACAGCAACCAGGUGCUUUUCAAGGUGUGUCCGGGCCUGAAAGACGCUCCGUGCAGCCGCACCGUGCACAUGGGUCAGUCGGACGACCCCCGCUGCCCCCUGCACCUCCGCCUGGCUCCGCCCAUGUUCCAGCCGGAGCAGGAGGCGCCGCCGCAGGACCACUUCACCCCCGCCGGCAAAGACAUGUACCUGAGUGCCGCCGAGCUGCAGCCCACCGAGAGCCUUCCCCUGGAGUUCAGCGACGACCUGGAUGUGGAGGGGGACGGCAUGCAGGGACCUCCGUCCCCGCUGCAGUUUGACACGGCCCUGGCUCUGGAGGACCAGACCAUCAGGGCCAUCGCAGAGGCACCGAUGGACAUCCUGACGGGAGACGACCCGGAUCAGGUGGACCUGGACACCUCCGGACAGGAGCUGUCAGAGAGGGACGUGGACGCCAUCAUGGACGACCAGGUGGUGGCGGAGGUGGUUGGAGUCGAGGAAGACACCACCGACGGGUCGCUCCAGGACGUGGACGCCGCCGCCGGCGCUCCCAGAUGACCGAGCUUUCCAGACCCGUUUGUUGACAUUGUGGUUCAAACAAGAUGAGGCAUUUUACCACUGCAGGGGAAGUGUGUGCGUGUGCGUGUGCGUGCGUCUGCAUGUGCGUGUGUGUGCUGACUUAUGUUCCUGAUAUUGUGAAAUAACACUUGAAUGUAUUUGAUUGGUCAGUCUGGAGGUUGUUGGUCCGCAGUCCUCCUCUCCAGAUGCUUCAUGGUUUAUUGAGUCAUUCCGGUCAUGUUGUCUUCCUCUUCUCCUGUGAAGUUCCUGUGAGAGUAGAAGCCGGAUAAAGGUCCAUGUUCACUCCCGUCUUGGUAUAUAUACAUAUAUGUACAUUUCAGUUCCUUUGCCCUGACUGCAGGUCUGUUUUCUGAAUAAAAGGUAUUUUCUGAUA
Messenger RNA from Salarias fasciatus (jewelled blenny), 1973 nucleotides. RefSeq names its product KAT8 regulatory NSL complex subunit 2 (gene kansl2). Gene Ontology annotation, cellular component: NSL complex. The record is from RefSeq and is a predicted model, not a curated record. The transcript has 10 exons. Bases 68 to 1579 code for a protein of 503 amino acids. Lineage: Eukaryota; Metazoa; Chordata; Actinopteri; Blenniiformes; Blenniidae.